Messenger RNA from Liolophura sinensis, 726 nucleotides. RefSeq names its product large ribosomal subunit protein eL13-like. The transcript is spliced from 4 exons. Gene Ontology annotation, molecular function: structural constituent of ribosome; RNA binding. Lineage: Eukaryota; Metazoa; Mollusca; Polyplacophora; Chitonida; Chitonidae. The record is from RefSeq and is a predicted model, not a curated record. Gene Ontology annotation, cellular component: ribosome; cytosolic large ribosomal subunit. Gene Ontology annotation, biological process: translation. Bases 34 to 669 code for a protein of 211 amino acids.
CCUUUUCUAGUUGGGGACUGAGCCGAAGCAAAGAUGGCCCCAAAGCGUAACAACAUUUUGCCCAAUGGGCAUUUCCACAAGGACUGGCAGCGCAUGGUAAAAACAUGGUUCAACCAGCCAAUGAGAAAGAAGCGGCGCCAUGAGACGCGUGUAAAGAAGGCAAGGCGCAUUGCCCCUAGACCAGUGGCCGGACCUCUCCGACCAAUUGUACACUGCCCAACAUUUAAAUACAACAGCAAAAUCCGGGCUGGCAGAGGCUUCACCCUGGAGGAGCUUAAGGCGGCCAACAUUAACAAGCGAGAGGCUCGCACCAUCGGCAUAGCUGUUGAUUUCAGGCGCAGAAACAAGUCAAUGGAGUCAUUGCAGGAAAAUGUACAGCGCCUUAAGGAGUAUCGAUCUAAGCUGAUCCUCUUCCCCAAGAAGCUGAGCAAACCCAAGAAGGGAGAUGCCUCGGCUGAGGAGCUUAAGAUGGCCACCCAGCUGUCCGGCAUGGUCAUGCCCAUCAGGAAGUCAUUUAGAGGAGAGAAGGCAAGGAAGAUCACUCCUGAGGAGAACAAAUUCAAGGCCUUCACUGCACUGAGACAGGCGCGCGCAGACACACGUCUGUACGGCGUCAGACAGAAGAGAGCUGCCGACAAAGCCGCAGAAGAGGCAGAGAAGGCCAAGUAAAAACUAUUACCAUCAGUUGUGUGAUCAGCUUCUGGAAAUAAUAAAUCUGGAGGGGAA